This is a messenger RNA of Symbiodinium sp. CCMP2592, 939 nucleotides long. NCBI's taxonomy places the organism in Eukaryota, Dinophyceae, Suessiales, Symbiodiniaceae. The record is from the annotation of a GenBank genome assembly.
AUGGCCCAGUCAGAGGCAGUUGACGACGAACUGAAGGGACUCUUCGAGAAGUAUGGCGCUUCAGAAGAGCAACAGAGCCUUUUCUUCAAGAUGCAAAGGCUCACCAACAUGCCGGAAGUUUUCCACACGCAUGCCAAUCACGAGCAAAUCCUUUGGGCAGUCUUGGUCGGGUCCGCAGAACUCCCGGAAAAGCCGACAGCCUCUGAUGUAAGUUUCUGUGCCAGAAAGAUCGAAGAGCGCCUCAGAAAUCUCGAGGAAGCCGAGAAGCGCUUCAAAUGGUUUUCUGCACAGUGGACAAAACCGCUAAUGCAGCAGAUGAUCCGAAAUUGGUUUUGCGGAAGCCUUGUGAUCUGCCCGGAAUUGAGCGCAUCGUCUGGGUCGCCCAUUCAGUUCGUUCGUGAAUACUACGGUGACGACAUCGGCUACCCAACUCCAGAAGGACAGACGGACGAGUGGAAGGAGUUUCAGAGAUCGCUUUAUGUGCUCAUGGCGAGGAGCACCUGUCUUGCUUACCCGAUGGCUACCGCCAAAGGCAUUGUGUCAUUCUCGGACAUGCAAGAUUUCGAUUGGGCAAAGUACGACAUGGAGAGCAAGAGUCGCAACUCAGACAUUACUCAGCUCGUCCCGAACCGUUUGUCGCGUAUGAUCGCCUUCCAUCCGGAUGACAAGAUGAUUAAGUUUUACCAGGAAAUGGGUGCUCGCGCACGCAAGAAGUGGGGCUUCGAGCAGUAUGCAACGUUUGCGGAUGCGGUUGCUGGUGAGAAAGAUUUCCUGCCGGAGAAGCUGCCAUCUUUUGUGGGUGGGACGUACGAAGUUGACGUGUUGCAGUGUCUCAAGUACCUUUUCCAACGAGAGCCUGAAGCCUUGGCGUUGAUGGAAGAAACCUACGCAGAGAUGGAGGCUGCGAAGGAGAUCCCAAAGCCGAAGCACAUGCGAUAA